Nerophis lumbriciformis (worm pipefish) is the source of this 1086-nucleotide messenger RNA. The record is from RefSeq and is a predicted model, not a curated record. Lineage: Eukaryota; Metazoa; Chordata; Actinopteri; Syngnathiformes; Syngnathidae.
AUGGAGGCCACCACUGGGGAAUACAUGGACAAUUAUGAGUACUACGACGACAACGAGACGGUGUGCGACUUCUCCGAAUGGGAGCCUUCUUACUCUCUCAUCCCGGUCCUCUACAUGCUCAUCUUUAUCCUGGGCCUGUCUGGGAACGGCGUUGUCAUCUUCACCGUCUGGAGGUCCAAAUCAAAGCGUCGAGCGGCGGACGUCUACAUCGGCAACUUGGCGCUGGCUGACCUGACCUUUGUGGUGACCCUUCCUCUGUGGGCCGUGUAUACAGCUCUGGGCUACCACUGGCCCUUCGGCGUGGCUCUGUGCAAGAUCAGCAGUUAUGUGGUUCUGGUCAACAUGUACGCCAGUGUCUUCUGCCUGACCUGCCUCAGCUUUGACCGCUACCUGGCCAUCGUGCACUCACUGUCCAGCAGCAGGUUAAGGUCGAGAGGCACCAUGCUAGCGUCACUCGGUGCCAUAUGGUUGCUGUCCGGCUUGCUCGCUCUUCCCACUCUGCUCUUCCGCACCACGGUCAGCGACCAGAACAGCAACCGCACCACUUGCGCCAUGGACUUCAGCCUGGUGACCCUCAACCAGAGGCACGAGUUCCUCUGGAUCGCCGGGCUCAGCUUGUCAUCCUCCGCCCUGGGCUUCCUCCUUCCCUUCCUGGCCAUGACCAUCUUCUACUGCUUCAUCGGCUGCACCGUCACGCGCCACUUCAACAACCUACGCAAGGAGGACCAGAAGAAGAAAAGGCUGCUAAAGAUCAUCACCACACUGGUGGUGGUGUUUGCUAUCUGCUGGACACCCUUCCAUGUCUUGAAGAGCAUGGACGCCCUGUCCUACCUGAACCUGGCCCCCAGCACAUGUGGCUUUCUGCGUUUCCUGCUGCUAGCGCACCCGUACGCCACAUGUUUAGCCUACGUCAACAGCUGCCUCAACCCAUUCCUUUACGCGUUCUUCGACCUGCGCUUUCGCUCGCAAUGCCUGUGUCUGCUCAACCUGAAGAAGGCCAUGCAUGGCCAUAUGAGCUCUAUGUCGUCUACGCUGAGUGCACAGACUCAGAAGUCAGAGAUUCAGUCUCUCGCCACCAAGGUUUAG